AUGAUAGAGGUCCGAGAAAGCCAAACAGCCGCAUUUUUAAAAUCCAAAAUUUUAGAAACGUUGGCUGAAUAUAAUGUUUCGGUUGAACGUUUAUUCUCAGUCACGUGCGAUAAUGGGGCCAACAUGGUAGCUGCCGUCAAACAGCUCAAAAGUGAAAUUGAGUUGCAAUUUUUUGAGGAGACGGUCGACGAGGAAAGUAUCGCAGAUGUAGAGCCUGGACGUGACAUUUCGGAAGAGUUGAGUACCGAAUUCUACGAGCGUGUUAACCUGGUGAGAUGUGCGGUUCACACUCUACAGCUGGCGAUAUUAGAUGUAGUGAACAAAUCACAUGAAAGCGUGAAAAAUUUGACCAACAUAGCGAAAAAAUGUAAAAACGUAAAAUACAAAACAAAUUUCGACCAUCAUGGUGCGUCUCUGCCACCAGUAUGGAGUCAGACUCGCUGGUGUGGGAUUUUUAAAAUGAUAGAAUCCUUUAAAACUCAAAGAAAUUUUUUUGAGCAACUCGCUAGCCAGUUUACUGAACUAGAUAUAUCCAGCCACUGGGAUUUCAUAAACUCCUAUCACGAUGCGUUCCGUCCGUUAUACAUAUGUACCAAAAAAAUGCAAGAAACGCACGUUUCGUUGUCUGACUUCUAUAUGGCUUGGUUGAUGGCUACUAGCGAAAUAAAAAAGGUUAAAAACAAUCCUUUUGUUGCUAGUAUACUGACAUCUUUAAAUAAAAGGUUAGCUACUCUUCGUGAAUCACGAGCCUUUAAAAUGGCUUUGUUUCUUGACCCUCGGUUCAACUAUCGAGGAUCGACAGUGUUUACUGCUGUAGAAAAAGAGGAAAUUCAGGGAUUCAUCAUGGAUACGUGGAAACGUAUCCACGACUUAGAAUCACCAUCGUCUCUUAACGCCGCUAAUGAUACGUCAUCAGAAUUGGGAUGCAUAGAUGAGUUCGACGAUUAUUUCACCGCUAUGUUCGGAGGAUCUCUCGAUACGGAUCAAUAUCCUAACGAAUCAAAUUUCCUUCAACAAAUGCAGUCCAUUGGAUUGGAGUCACGACAGAAUCAUUCCUACAAUGUAUGGGAUCACUGGUUGCGUCGGAAAAGCACGCAUCCUGAGCUGUAUGCGGUGGCCAUGGUUGUUUUAGCUACACCUUCAAAUCAGGUGUCUGUUGAAAGAGCGUUUAGUGCUCUUUCGCUAGUGCUCUCUAAUUUAAGGACGGGACUUGCGGAGGAUACUUUAGCUAAUAUUUUGCUAAUAAAACUGAAUAAAGAUUUGUUUCAGCAGGCUGUUUCAUCAUUAUAUAAUUGGAAGGAUGUUGAAAAUGUUAAUCAACAAAAUUAA
This is a messenger RNA of Wyeomyia smithii (pitcher-plant mosquito), 1329 nucleotides long. RefSeq lists its product as uncharacterized. The record is from RefSeq and is a predicted model, not a curated record. Gene Ontology annotation, molecular function: protein dimerization activity. The coding region runs from base 1 to 1329 and encodes 442 amino acids. The transcript is spliced from 3 exons. NCBI's taxonomy places the organism in Eukaryota, Metazoa, Arthropoda, Insecta, Diptera, Culicidae.